GAUUGACCCAACCCUCCAGUUUUUCUUGUCUCCUUCAUCCAAUGGCCACUUCCUUAUUAUUGCCAACCGCCUAUCUAGGCGGCUGUAUAGCUGCCAUGUCAGCAUUCUCCUUCGUAUACAGACGUGCUACAGCUGUCAGCGAAAUAGAACCUUGGUUUGGACCUAAUGUUGAAAAGGAGCAAUACAUUGCUCUACUCAACUCUAGCACACCUGUUCCUGAACAUCAUUUGCGAGCAGCAUUACUCCGUCGUGCCAUGGCCGACGUCAAACGACUCGUUCACAUCCAACAAGAAAAACCACCAUUAAAUGCAUUGCUUCGCGCUGGUACGGUUGGUGACGAUCUGUGGAAGGAAUUUACUGUGGCAGAGCAAGAAACUAUGGCGGAAUUGCAGGAAGUGGUAGCCGAAGCCAACACUUACAAGGAGGGAUGGGGUCAGAAUAUCUUCACCACCGCCGCUCAAAUGGUCGAACACGAGAAGCAAAAGGUUGUUUUGGAGGAAAUGAAAACUCGAAAAGAAGAGGAAGAACGAUUGGCAAAGCUACAAGAAGAGCGAGAACAGAGAGAAAUCAAGGACAAAUCGAAAACCGACGCUGAAAAGCGAGAACGAGAAGCAAAGAAAGCAGCUGAGGAACUACUCAAACAGGAGGAAGUUGAGAAAGUCAAGACUAAGAAAUAGGAUAUAUAUCUAUUUGUACUCAAUUGCUCUUUUUCCGCUUUUCCUCAAUCAUGCCCAACUUUUUUAGCCUUACUUUACCCUGUCAAAUUCCAUAGGUUCUCACUCAACUUUUUCCUGUCUGCCUGCGUCCACUAUUCGGAAUAACACCUGUAGAAAGCCUUCAUUCUUAAUAGCAAUAUAUGUUUUUUUUUGCUACUUUUGUUUGUGCCGAGCGCUAAAUGUCAAUGUCAACAAAUUGUUAG
Umbelopsis ramanniana AG is the source of this 919-nucleotide messenger RNA. RefSeq lists its product as uncharacterized. Bases 42 to 677 code for a protein of 211 amino acids. Gene Ontology annotation, cellular component: Sec62/Sec63 complex. The record is from RefSeq and is a predicted model, not a curated record. The transcript is spliced from 2 exons. Lineage: Eukaryota; Fungi; Mucoromycota; Umbelopsidomycetes; Umbelopsidales; Umbelopsidaceae. Gene Ontology annotation, biological process: post-translational protein targeting to membrane, translocation.